CACUCACUCUCCCCUUCGUUUGAGAACCCUUCAUUGCGCCGCUCUCUCCUUGGAGAGAAAGCCUCGAUUUCUAGGGUUUCUCUCGAGCUAGAAUUUCAGAACCAGGGGUUUCUUCAUUACAUACGGUAGCUGCAAAAGCUAGGGAUUUCUGCAAAGCCUCGAAUUUCUAGAGUUUUGCAGGUUCAUUCUUCUCAGGGAGGGGACAACACCGUACACUGGAGCUGUCAUGGCGUUUGGGCUCUAGAUCUUUCAUGACACGGAUUCGUUGCAUUUGUCUGCAACUUACCUGCUAUGCCAUGCUUGGGUCUGGCUCGAUUCUUGUGCUCUGUGUUAUUAGCUGCUGGUAUAGGGAUUUAUAGGGUUUCUGCAAUGGUUUCGCCUCGUUUAGGGCAAGGUUGAUCAAGGUUGAUCAAGGUUUCUCGCCUUUCAUGGCACUUGGUGACCCCACUGGUCUGGUUUCGAGCUGUUCUGGUGUUGCAGCUAUGUCUGGAGCGGGGCAUUUGGAGGAGCUUGCUGGUGAACAAGGAGAGGAUGGCUAUCAGAGGAGGGAGGCAGAGACCAGUGAGAGUAGUGGGCCUGCAACUACUAGUAUGGCCUAUCUUCCUCAACCUGUGUUUCUUUGUGAGUUGAGGCAUGAGUCUUUCGAAGCUUGCGUGCCUUCUGGGCCAUCGGAGAGUGGGUUGGUCUCAAAAUGGCGGCCAAAGGACCGGAUGAAGACUGGGUGUGUUGCACUUGUUCUAUGUUUAAACAUUAGUGUGGAUCCACCCGAUGUCAUCAAAAUAUCUCCUUGUGCAAGAAUGGAGUGUUGGAUAGAUCCAUUCUCAAUGGCUGCACCAAAGGCACUUGAGACUAUUGGGAAAACCUUGCAUGCCCAAUAUGAAAGAUGGCAACCCAAGGCUCGGUAUAAGCUCCAACUUGAUCCUACUGUAGAUGAAGUGAAGAAACUUUGUCACACAUGUCGCAAAUAUGCAAAAUCAGAGAGGGUGCUCUUUCAUUACAAUGGGCAUGGUGUUCCCAAACCCACUGUCAAUGGUGAAAUUUGGCUUUUCAACAAGAGUUAUACACAAUACAUCCCUUUGCCAAUUCGUGAGUUAGAGUCAUGGCUCAAGACACCAUCUAUAUAUGUUUUUGACUGCUCCGCAGCAGGAAUGAUUGUCAGUGCAUUUACAGAGCUGCAAGAGUGGAGCACAGCUGGUUCAUCUGUGCCUCCAUCAAAGGAUUGCAUUUUGCUUGCCGCCUGUGAAGCACAUGAGACACUUCCACAGAGUGCUGAAUUUCCUGCGGAUGUGUUCACAUCAUGCCUCACGACACCAAUAAAAAUGGCAUUGCGGUGGUUUUGUUCUCGAUCAUUACUUCGGGACACUCUAGAUCACAGUCUUAUAGACAGAAUUCCUGGUCGCCAAACUGAUAGGAAAACACUCUUAGGGGAACUGAACUGGAUCUUUACGGCAGUGACUGAUACUAUUGCCUGGAAUGUUUUACCCCAUGAUCUUUUCCAGAGGCUCUUUAGACAGGAUUUAUUAGUAGCCAGUCUUUUCCGAAAUUUCUUGCUCGCAGAGCGCAUUAUGCGGGCUGCAAACUGUUCUCCUAUUUCAUUUCCAUUGCUGCCUUCAACUCAUCAGCAUCAUAUGUGGGAUGCAUGGGACAUGGCUGCUGAGCUGUGUCUCGCCCAGCUUCCUGUAUUAGUUCGCGAGGAUUCAGAUGUUGAGUUUCAGCCAAGCCCUUUCUUUACAGAGCAACUAACUGCUUUUGAAGUGUGGCUAGACCAUGGGUCUGAGCGUAAAAAGCCACCGGAGCAACUACCAAUUGUUCUGCAGGUUUUGCUUAGUCAAUCUCAUCGAUUUCGUGCUUUGGUACUUCUUGGAAGAUUUCUUGAUAUGGGACCUUGGGCUGUAGACUUGGCCUUAUCUGUUGGAAUCUUUCCAUAUGUACUUAAAUUGCUGCAAACUACAGCUCUGGAACUUCGACAAAUACUUGUAUUCAUUUGGACCAAGAUUUUGGCCCUUGACAAGUCUUGUCAGGUCGAUCUUGUGAAAGAUGGAGGGCACAUGUAUUUUAUUAAGUUUCUUGACAGCUUAGAUGCUUAUCCAGAACAGCGUGCCAUGGCUGCCUUUGUUUUGGCUGUUAUAGUGGAUGGACAUCGUCGAGGACAAGAAGCUUGUGUGCAAGCAAGUUUGAUACAUAAAUGUUUGAGACAUUUGCAGCUGGCAAGCCCACCUGAUACCCAAACGGAGCCUCUGCUUCUUCAGUGGCUCUGUUUGUGUCUUGGAAAGCUGACAGAGGACUUCCCGGAGGCUCAAGCAAUAGCCUUACGGGAAGAUGCCCCCGCUAUUUUUACUCCUCUUCUGUCAGAACCGCAGCCUGAAGUGAGAGCCUCUGCUGUUUUUGCUCUGGGAACACUUCUGGAUACUGGAGCUGAUUCAUUUAGAGAUGCGGUUGCUGGUGAUGAGGAUAGUGAUGAUGAUGAAAAGAAUAGGGCAGAGUUGAAUAUCAUUAGUAGCCUUCUAAAAAUUGUUUCAGAUGGGAGCCCCCUGGUUAGGGCUGAGGUUGCUGCGGCUCUAGCACGGUUUGCAUUUGGUCACAACAAGCACCUGAAGGUUACGGCUGCUGCCUAUUGGAAGCCGCAGUCGAGUUCUCUGCUCAGCUCUUUGCCAUCGCUGACUCAUGUUAGAAGUUCAAGUAGUGGGUUUACUGGCUCUACCCAAUAUUUGCAACCUGUAAAUGUUAUUGCUUCCCAAUUUGGUUCUUUAUUAAGAGUGGGAAGUGACACCAAUACAUCAGGUAGAGAUGGAAGGGUUACAACAAACAGCCCACUUGGAACCAUGCAACAAGGUUCUCCUUUAUCAGAUACUUCUUCUCACCAUUCAGAGUAUGGGAUCUUUGCUAAUGACUCUGCUAGUAAUGGCAUUAUCAACUUUUCGAAGCCAAGAACAGUGGAUAAUGCCAUAUAUUCACAAUGUGUUGUGGCCAUGUAUACCCUAGCAAAGGAUCCAUCCCCUCGAAUAGCAAAUCUGGGCAAGCAGAUCCUCUCCAUUAUUGGUAUUGAGCAAGUGGUGCCAAAGACAUUGCGGUCUAGUAGUGGGACCAUUAGGCAGGGCGAUACUGUGACUGCUCCUACGACUCCUACCCUUGCUGGUCUUGCACGCUCCGCAUCUUGGUUUGACAUGAAUUCAGGUCAUUUGCCGAUGACAUUCAGGACUCCACCAGUGAGCCCCCCAACCAGACAAAAUUUUUUGACUGGAAUGAGAAGAGUAUGCUCUUUAGAGUUUAGGCCACAUCAGCUUAAUUCUGUAGACACAGGAUUAGCUGAUCCACUUCUAGGCUCUAGUGGGUCUCCGGGGCCUAGUGAACGAAGCUUACUUCCCCAGUCGACUAUCUACAAUUGGAGCUGUGGACAUUUCUCUAGGCCUCUUCUUACUGCAGCAGAUGACAAUGAAGAAUUAUCUGCACAACGAGAAGUUAGAGAAAGAUUAGCACUGGACGGCAUUACGAAAUGCCAGCAUUAUUCUAUGAGGCAGCUCAGCCAUCAAAUUGCCAGUCUAAAUACUGGGUUUGAGGGAGAAAUAAAAACAACACUGCUCCAACCUUUCUCACCAAUUGUAAUUGCUGCAGAUGAGAUGGAAUGCAUCAGGGUCUGGAACUACGAAAAAGAUACCCUGCUAAACACUUUCAACAAUCAUGAUUUCCCUGAGAAGGGGAUUUCUAAGCUCUGCCUUGUGAAUGAGCUUGAUGACAGCUUACUUCUUGUUGCUUCAAGUGAUGGAAAUGUGCGCAUCUGGAAAGAUUACACUCAAAGGGGUAGGCAAAAGCUUGUAACAGCUCUAUCUUCUAUUCAAGGUCACAGGCCUGGUGCACGUAGUGUCAAUGCUGUAGUGGAUUGGCAACAGCAGAGUGGAUACCUGUAUGCAUCUGGGGAGAUAUCAUCCGUCAUGCUUUGGGAUCUGGAUAAAGAGCAGCUCAUUCGUUCUAUUCCUUCAGCAUCUGAAAGCAGUAUUUCGGCAUUGUCUGCUUCUCAAGUUCAUGGGGGUCAGUUGGCUGCGGGAUAUGUGGACGGUUCAAUAAGGAUAUUUGAUGUACGGAGUCCUGACAUGCCUGUUUUUACGGCAAGACCACACACUCGUAGUGUAGAAAGAGUAGUUGGAAUUGGUUUCCAACCAGGAUUGGAUCUAACCAAGAUUGUGAGUGCAUCUCAAGCAGGUGACAUAAAUUUUGUCGACAUGAGGAACAACAGGCUCCCCUAUCUUACCAUUGAUGCCCACAGAGGAUCUCUCUCUGCCCUAGCCAUACACCGCCAUGCCCCUGUCAUAGCAAGUGGCUCUGCUACACAAAGAAUCAAAGUCUUCAGCCUCAGUGGUGACCAACUCUGCUCAAUUCGAUACUAUCACACCACGUUCAUAGGCCAAAGAAUUGGACCUGUCACGUCCUUAGCCUUUCACCCCUACUCAGUUUUGCUCGCUGUGGCUUCAGCAGAUCAGUUGGUUUCUAUAUAUGCAGAUGAUACCUUCCAACCAAGGUGAAAGAAAAAGAAGAAAUAUUUGAUUCCGAAAUGGCGGGCCCCAUCAACCACCUCUCUAUUACACAGGUGCGCAUUAUUGUUCAUUGUUGUUGUGGCACAUGUGGGUCCCGCUCCUCGGCUACCUCCAUUGGGCUCACAGUGUGCAUGCGUUGGAAAGGGGUGGGGGCCUGGGCCCCACGUGUGAAUGUGUAUGUUUUUGUAUUCAUUUAAGCCUCUGUCCAGUCUGCUAGGGUUUGAUGCAGGCCUUAGAGGCUUUUACGAAUAAUAUCUGUUGCUAAGCUGGUUGCGAUAUGGGCCAAAGAAUGUAAAUAUUUUCUUCUUUAUUUUCAUGUAAUUUCCUCUUCUUUUUUUUUUACUGCCUCCUUUUUUUUGGGGUUUCCCAACUAUUUUUCCAUUGCCAUCACUUUGUGAGGGUCGGGUUAAAUUAAAUGUUGACAUUGGGGCCCAGGUAAAUAUACUGGGUCUUCCCCAUUCUU
Amborella trichopoda is the source of this 4992-nucleotide messenger RNA. It is a transcript of the gene RAPTOR1, whose product is annotated as Regulatory-associated protein of TOR 1. NCBI's taxonomy places the organism in Eukaryota, Viridiplantae, Streptophyta, Magnoliopsida, Amborellales, Amborellaceae. Gene Ontology annotation, molecular function: protein-macromolecule adaptor activity; protein binding. The record is from RefSeq and is a predicted model, not a curated record. Gene Ontology annotation, cellular component: TORC1 complex; cytoplasm. Gene Ontology annotation, biological process: positive regulation of cell growth; TOR signaling; cellular response to starvation.